UCAUUUCACCAGAUGUGUCAUGGUCCUUCUUACUGUGUAACUGUAGAGAGAUCACUAAGGGGCCUUGAGGUCUAGAUGCAACUCUGUCCCUGUCCCUCCCAGGGCACGACUGCUCUAGGCUUUAGUUUCUCACUUGCAAAAUCAGAGGUUUGGGCUAGAUAAUGUCUGAAGCCUUUCAACUCUCACUAUGUAUGGUGUCCUAGGAGACUUCUCCUUCUUUCUCUUCCUGGAUCCUUGUCUACUGCCUCCAAGUAUUUCUGUUUGUGUAUUUAUUUCCUUAGAUCAUCUUCCGGAGGGAAGGGAGCUGAAGUGCCACACAAGAUGCUUGUCAUUUGUGAACCCCAGAAGCUGCAGAUUCUAUAUGAAUCCCUGGAAAAGAGUAGUCCUGAGUCCCUAAAGGUGAGAAAUGCCAUUUUUAACGUGAAAAACAAACGGAGGUGCUGGUUGGAUGCCUGGCCAGAUUAUCAGAGUGUCAUUACGUGGCCUAAGAAACAGGAGAUGAAGAAUGACCUGGAUCACUGUACCAACACCUAUCACAUCUUCACCAAAGAUCCUGACAAGUUAGAGGAAGUCCUGAGAUGUCUGCAAGCUAUGAACUGGGAACAAGUCUUCCAGAUCCAAGGUUGCCAAGAGAGCGUGGAAAAAGCAAUAAGAGAGGUCUCAGCUUCAAAAUUAGUGCAGGUGGACUACAGGAAGACCAUGCUCUGUGUAACAAAACUGCCAAUGAAACACAAGACUUCAAGUGAUGAUGAGAUGGAGCCAUCGAAGUCAUUUAAAAUGUGUAAACUGGAUGAAAAUAACAGUUUUUCUUCUCAGGAAAUAAACUUUCAGAGCAUCUUCUUGGAUAGCUCACAUGCAGAGCUUGUGAAUGAACAGUGGCGUUUUGGGAAAAAUGAGCAGAGCUUGAAAUAUAUCCAAUGCUGCCUCCAGAAUUUUCCAGGAUUUGGUGUGGUAGGUCCAGAGGGUGCUCCCACCUCCUGGAUUGUUAUGGAACAGUCUUGUGGGUUAAGAAUGGGUUACACUGUCUCCAAAUACCAGGGCCAAGGCAACAUGUGGCAAAUUGGUUCUCAUUUUGGAAAGUUUCUUACUCAGAAAAAUAUCCCAUUUUAUUUACAUGUACCACAUGAUAAUGACAAAACCCAAGACACACUAAAAAGUUUUGAGUUUAAAGUUGCCCCUUGUGGCUGGCAUCAGGGGAUAUGCACACCGCAGAAAUAUUGCUGAUUAGCACUAGUGCCCAUUUCAAACCUUCCUAAGCAGGGUAAAGGAAUCAAUACAAACACUACCUAAGCCCACUUCUUAAACAACCUUCUAUCCUCACCCUCCUCCAUAUCCUUACAAAAAAUUAGAAGCUUGACGCUUCAGAGUCAUAUUUUUUCUUCAUGGUGACAGACAUCUCAAAAUUAAAAUCAUUCAAUGUCAAUCAUUUUUGCCAGGAUAACCUUUUAAAAGCAAUACAUUCUUCUUUGAAGAAGACUACCUCCAUGAAAGAAUCCUGCUUCUGAGUUUGAAAAUAAAAAGUCUGUUU
Molecule: messenger RNA, 1528 nt
Organism: Loxodonta africana (African savanna elephant)
Lineage: Eukaryota; Metazoa; Chordata; Mammalia; Proboscidea; Elephantidae
Gene: GLYATL2
Product: glycine-N-acyltransferase like 2
Cellular component (GO): mitochondrion
Molecular function (GO): glycine N-acyltransferase activity
Source: RefSeq, a predicted model, not a curated record